Molecule: messenger RNA, 1032 nt
Organism: Diachasma alloeum
Lineage: Eukaryota; Metazoa; Arthropoda; Insecta; Hymenoptera; Braconidae
Exons: 2
Coding region: 1-1032 (343 amino acids)
Source: RefSeq, a predicted model, not a curated record
AUGACAUCACCGCAACGGACAACCAAGGCACCUCCGUUCAGCCAGGAGAAACCAGCCCUUUGGUUCGCAGAACUAGAGGCUCUGCUCCGCAAUUUUUGUAUUAUCACGGAGACGGAUAAGUAUUAUGCCAGGAUCCCUCUGCUGGACACUAAAGUAGCCAGUGAAAUAGAGGACCUUAUAAUAAGUGUGCCAACAGGCACACCUUACCAAAAAAUCAAAGACACACUAAUCUCUUGUAUUUCAAAAUCUAGAACAGCUAACCUACUGAGGCUCCACGAUGCAGAAAGUAUUGGAGACCGCACACCAUCGCAACACCUCAGGCACCUCAAGGGCCUGGUCCCCGACAUCGACGAGAAAGUGCUGAAGACAAGUUGGUUCUCCCACCUUCCUGAGCUGACACGGGCGUGUCUGGUGGUCCAAGACGAGUCUCCAGUUGUAGACUUGGCGAAACUGGCGGACAGACUCCACGAAGUCUACUCCACAGGCACCGUCGCUGCAGUUUCCAUCGCCGGAGGCGCCGAGGUCGCACAGCUGUCCGCGCAAAUCGCGCAGCUCACCGCCGAGGUCGCGGUACUGAAAGCACAGCACUCACCACACAGCUCUAGGGGUCGCUCCAAAAGUCGUUCGUACAGCAGGUCCAGAUCCAACACAGACAACAGCCCGAAACUCUGUUUCUACCAUCAGCGAUUCAGCGACAGAGUGCGAAACUGCGAACCUGGCUCUCAAACCUUCCAGCGGCUCAUCGACGAAGUCACGAGGGACUUACUCUUCGUCUUCCCGUACAUAGAUGGCAUCCUCGGCGCUUCGGAAACUCCUGAACAGCACUUGGGGCACCUCCAAGUCCUCUUUCAACGCCUUCAAGAUUUUGGUCUGGUGAUCAACGUGACCAAGUCAGUCCUAUGCAAGCCAGAGGUCAUCUUCCUAGGCCAUGCGAUCAAUGCACAGGGAAUCAGACCUUCCCAGAAACGAGUCAGGGACCUCCUCGAGUUCCCCAAACCAAACACGGAGCGUCAAAGAUCCUACGCCCUCUGA